Molecule: messenger RNA, 11214 nt
Organism: Schistosoma bovis
Lineage: Eukaryota; Metazoa; Platyhelminthes; Trematoda; Strigeidida; Schistosomatidae
Source: the annotation of a GenBank genome assembly
AAAAUAUUCACAUAUUCACCAAUGUAGUAACUGUCACAUUUCAUAAUUGGGGAUUAGUUUUUUCGUUGAACUAAAAGAAGUUUAUUUUAUUCAGUUGAUUAUUGUGUAAUAAUGAUAUAAAUGAAUAAGGUUUAGAAAAGAAUGAAAAGAAUCAUACACUUUGUUAGAUUCUCAAUUGUUCUACAAGAAAUCUAUUCACAAUAAAGAAAAUAAAUAAAUAGACGAGUUUUUUUGUUGCUAACUAUCACCUCAACAAAAACGUAAGGAGAGUUAAUUAAUUUAAUCAUGAAAUUUAAAUUUACUCUCCUUACAUCAUGGACACUAUUACCAACGUCCAUACCAAAUACUGAUUGUGAAGAUAAUGAAGCAAUAUUAUUUGCACAAUACUUAACUGAAUAUACAGAGAAUAAAUAUGGUUUAAAUGUAUUUUGGCCAAGACAACGUGGUGAAGCAUUUUUGCAUAAUUCAUUCAAUUCAUUUGAAGAGAGAUUUUUAACACAUUCUGAAUAUGCAUUACUCAUUGUAUCUGGUCAAAAUGCAUCAUGUUUAAAUUGUAUUUAUCCAAGAUUUCUUGUAUUUUUAACAGCUAAAAAAUCAUGGACUGAAAGAAUUUUAAUAAUUUUUUUAAAACAACCAACAUAUUUAGUAAAUUUCGAUUUAAGUUUAUUAAAACAUCCACCAAUUUUAUUCAAUGAUGAUUCAACUAAUCAGUGGAUUCAUGAUCAAGAAUCAUGGAUGAAAGUAGCAGAACUAAUAAAAAAUAGAUAUAUUCCGUCAGUUAAUGAUAAUUUAUCAAGAUAUCUAUUUACGCCCAGAGAAUAUUACAUUAGUCGAUGGAUGUCUGUCACGGAUCUACGUGGACAACCAUUAGCUGUAAGAAUAACUAGUACUGGUCAAAGUGACUCGACUCCAACGAGCUGGUCUGAUCUCAGUGGUAUUGAACCAAUCAACGGAAUAAAAUGUGUUUUAGACCCGAUAUAUCCUAUUGGACAACGUCUAAGCCAAUCAGCAUCUGUGUUUGAACAUUCACCCACACAAACUCGUGACAUUACGUCUAAUCUACAUUUGCAUGUAAACAAUUUUAAUCGUAUUAGAAGAGUUAGUUCAAGAUGUUUUACACGAAAGCAUCAAUACAAUACAGUAUUUGGAUUAGAUCCUUGUUGGUCAACUUUAUCUGGAAGUCAAUUAAACGUUAUUAACAAUAAUAGUGGAGUUAAAUGUCAAAUUGAAGAAACAUCACAUUAUGAAAAUUUAUUGGAAAAACGUAGUAAACAUAACGUUGAAAUCGACCUUAUUUGUAAAGAAAGUCAAAUGUGUAUUCCGCAAAAACAAUCGAAAAUUAAAUCGUGUGAAUUUCUAAAUGAAUCUAUAUUGUCUUGUAAAUUAUCGAACCGUAUUAAUAAAUCAACCGGUGUUAUCAAUGAUGGCUCAGAGUACAGUAAUGUCAUUACAUCAAAUCAUACAAUAAAACAUCAUCAAAGAAAGGUUAAAUUGUCACCUAAAAAACAUUUCCUAUUCAAAGAACUAGAUCAUAUCUGUAUACCAUCAAAAAAGUUUAUAAAACUAUUUAAAUUCAAACGUAAAAAAGAUGCUCAUUCUAUUAGUGAGAAAUUUGGAACACAAUCACAAUUAGAACUAGCUAAAUCUGUAAAAACCUUAUAUGAUGUUGGACAAAGUUUACUUGAAAAUUCAGGAGAUAGUGUAAGUAAUCUGAACAUACUUGAAAUUCAACAACAACAACAACCAUCAUGUUCAUACAGUACUACUGAUAAAUUUAAUCUAAGUUGUUUAAGUAUCCACGUAGAUGUGGAGGAACAACCUAUCAAAGAUACAAACAAUGAUGAUAUUUUUCACCAGUCACAAUGUUUACAAGUCACACCAACUCAAUCAGCGGACUUCUCUGACUCUGGAUUAUGGAGUAUGAGUCAAAUGGCUACUGAAGAUUGUACUAAUUCACUACAACAACAUCUCAUAUCAUGUUCAGAGAGUCCAGUAUUCCAUUAUUACACCAAUAGUGACAAUAAUGAUUAUAAUAAUAGUGAUCAAACAAAUGAGAUACGAUUACAGAAAUCAAUCACAAGUCCAACAAAUGAAUCAAAGUUUGCAGAGAUAAGACUAUCACCAUGGUCAUCGUUAGAAAUAGGAGAUGGUCAACGGAGUAAAGAAUUCAAAUUAGGAAAAUCAAAUCAACCUACUGAUGCUACUACUACUAUUACUACUACUAAUAAUAAUAAUAACACCAAUACUACAACUAAUAUAUCAAAUGAACAUGGAUUAACUUGUAUUCCUUUGAACCAAAAAGCCGGUGUGCAAAAUGAUACAUUUUUAUUAUUAAACUGUAAUUCUGAACAAUUCGUCAAAGAUCAACUAUCAAAUCCUUCAGUUAGUAAUAUAAACGAACUUAGAACAAGUGAAGCUUUAAAAUUAUGUAAUAAUGAUAAUAAUAAAAAUGUAACUCACAACUUUAAUGGUCCUGUGAAAAGCCAAAUGUCUUGUACACUGAAUUUGAAGCCUUUUAGUUCAAAUUCAACCUCUUUCGAAGAGAGUAAAAAUGAUAAUGAAUCAUUACACUCUCGUAUUUCGAAAUCAAAACAAAAUUCUCCUCAAAAAAAUUAUGUUUCGUCAAUUUAUCUUUCGAAAACACAUAAUAAUAAUAGUGACAACGCAUCCUCUAAAGAUUUUACACAACUUUCGACUUUUCAACAAAAUUCAGUAAUUUCGCGAAUUGUGCAAAAUAAUAGUAUGUUGUCAGAGUAUAGUUUACCUUAUAGAAUAUCUACAACAUAUGAUGUAAUUCAGAUAUUCCCUACUACAAAAAUAUAUGAUAUAAAUAAAAAAUCUGAAAAUAAUUUGUCCACUGUGAAAGUUACUGAUUAUAAACGAUCUAUCGGCACUCAUUUAAUAAACAAUAAUAGUAGUUUGAAUGUGGAUCCCCUUCGAAUAAAUCAAGAUAUCAAAGGGAUUAUGAUAUACCCUACAUUAGAACAACAAAAUCCCUACUCUAAUGAAUCAACUCCGUUGAAUACAGAUCAAAUGAUGAUAAUCAAUUCACAAAUAGACAUUAACGUUAACUCUUCCAAGGACUUAUCAUUAAUUAGUGUAGAAUGUGAGAAUAAUUCGACAUUUGAUUCAGAUAUUAGACAAAAUAUGAAUCCCUGCGUUAUAAACAACAUACAAACUUUAAAAAAGUCGUUGAUGGAGUCAGAAUGUACAACUCACUUGCCAAUAUCAUUGAGUACUGAUACAUCUGAAAAUAACCAUUAUUUAAAUAAAAGUUUCAUUCAGUCACUGGACAAUAAUGCGGAAAACCCUGAAUACCUUAACGUUGUUACUGACCAUCAAACUAACCAAUUACAAGUUACAAAUAAAUGUUUGCCAAAGCAACCCAAUGAACAAUUGACAACGACGCGAAUUAUUGAGGAUAUCACAGAAUUAUCGUCCGCCCACGUUUCUACAUUAUUCAACCAACAAAAGAGGGAUCCAUUAAUUAUUCCUGAUCAUGCACAUGAUGUACACAUAGAUGAACGAUUAAGUGUCGGUCCACUUAACGGGUCCAUCAGUGACCAAUUAGCGAAUGAUCACUCAAUGCCGUCAACCCAGGUGAAACAAAUCUUUUCAUCUAUUACGGAAACAUCACAUGAAGAUAGGAAACCAUUAUAUUCGAAAUCAGAUUUGAAUAAUACCCGAACCUUGAAUGACAAUUGUUUGUUGGAUAAUUCAUGUCAAAAUUGGAUGAUGGCGUUAUCAAAUGAGCUUACCAAUAGGAUAGAUGAUUCAUCGGAAACGAAAUAUGAUUUUGAUCAACUAACCAAAGGAAUGUCAAAUGACAGCAAAAUACUGUCCACUGAUCUUGAAAUCAACAAAUUACCAACCGAGAAAAAGGUUUCUUCAGACGAAAUAAGUCAGUCGUUGACAAUUUUACAACCCCAUAAUGAAAACGUAGAAGUUUCAUGCGAUAAGCUUCAUACACCUACUAAAUGUCACAACAGAAAGUUUUCCUUGAACGAGGAGGAUAUUUCCAUUGAUGUCAGCUCGACCAAAGGUGAUCAUUUACAAGAUCCACAUGAUGAACUGACUAAUAGUGAGCAACCCUUUGUGACUAGUACCGCUGAAUCGAUAUCUUCAAAUGUUAAUACAUAUUAUACGGAUGGAACGAAUUUCUACGUUACUGAACCGUUAUAUGAGAAUACCACAAUCGAUUUGACAAACCUAACUCAGUCAGUAAGAAAAUUAUCGAUUAGCCUUGAUAGUCUCAAUAAUAAUGUACUGGAUAUCGACGCUCAGUUCAAUAAAGUCAUUAAAACAGUGAAUGGUCUUAUUGACUCUCGAGUUAAGGAUGUUUUGCGAAAGUGUUCGUUAGAGAACAUGAACACUUUGCCAACUAUAAUUGACACAGUAAGUUCUUCAUCCAUACAAGUUCCAUUAUUAAUCAAAAAUAAGCCUGUAAAUUGUUUAAUUAACAAUAUCAUAUUAAAUGAAGACAGUUUAAUUGCAGAAAUGAAAUUAUUAACCACACUAAAUAAAUUGCUGAGUGAUUACACAAUUACCGACUAUCCACUCGAAGAGAAGAAUACAUCGAGUCUGUUGUCAUCUUCAAAUACAAAUAACUAUUCUAGACUGAAGAUGGAUCAUGAAACUAAGAAUCAUUUCAAAAAACCAUUUUUUGACGUGCCUUUAGAAAAACAGUUUCACCAUGGAGAUCUUGAGAACAUCACUGCACCCAGCAACAAAAGACAUAAUGACAGCUUACAAACUACUAGUAAUGAUUUUGUUCCACCGAAAAAUUCAGGUGAAUUCCACGAGUUAGAACAAACUAUUGAAGACACUCCAGAUUAUAAUGAUAACGAAUAUUAUCCAAAUACAUUGACCUCGUCUGAUAAUCCCAUGACAAUAGAACCUAUUACAACUACAGGUACUACCGUUGCUCAAUCUCCAAACCAAUCUACUACAAAUUCAAGUUCAUUAUCAAAUGUAAAUGAUAAUCUUGGAGAUGAUACUUUCACAGAACACUCUUCAUUAUUUCCCAUUGAUUCAGUAAAACAGUUUAACGUUUUGAAAGUAUCAAUACCAGAUAAUACAGACGGUUCAAUAUUCAAAAAAUCUGUCAGUAUGAUUCAUAAGGUAACUAGAGAUAAUGCUGGACGGUUGAUUAGUCUGCUCGAAAAAAAUACAAAAUCUACUAAUCAGUUAGAUUUAACAUCCAAGGAUGUAUUUAUCGAAAAUAAAUAUACAUGUACAGUCCCAUUGAUUGCAUCUCAUCAUGAAGAGGACUGUCAUCAACCACGUAGCAUCGACUUGUCUGAGAAAACUGUUAACUUACUAGGAUUUGAUGACUCUUUCUUAACUGGAUUACUACAAGCAGCUGACGAAGAUUUACUUUGGACCAAAAUUAACCAUUUGCAGUAUCCACAUGACCAGAGAACUAAUAGUGAGAAGUCGUUUACGAAUACUACCGCUGCAUCAUUAUCUUCAAAUGUGAACAAAUAUUGUUCGGACGGAACGAGUCUCAGUGUUAUCGAGCCUCCAAGUGAAAAUUGCUUAAUCGAUGUAAAGAAAUUAAUUCAACCUAUUCAUAAUAAUAAUACAUUCAAUACUGACACUCGAUCCGAGUUUACUAGUCAGUUAGAUGUGACAUAUAAAGAUGAAUUUAUUGAGGAUAAUCAUGCAUGUACAAUUUUAUUGAUCACAGCCUAUAAAGAGGAGGACUAUGGUCCGAUGUAUGGCAUCAAUUCGCCUUCAAAAGCGGUUGAUUCACUAGCAAUUGAAAACUCUUCAUUAUCUAGAUUACUUGAAAGAAAUGCUGACAACGAUAACGAUUAUAUGGCUAGUGAUGCUACUACUACUACUACUACUCCAAGUGUUGCUCCUAAUGAUGACACCGUACCACAUGAUUUAAUUAUAUCUCCUACAUUUACCGAUAAAACAAAUAUAUUAUUAUCUAGUGAUAUUUCAGAUAAUAUUGAACUUAAGUUUGACAACAGUUUAUCUUCACUACCACCUAGUCGAGAUAGUGAAUAUUCAGUGAAUAAUUCACUAAAUAAUUCCUUGGAGUUAGAUUUCAGGUCAACAAUAAAUAAACUGUAUUCUUUAAUGCAAUAUGAAUAUGAGUUUACCGAUAACAAUAAUAAUUAUUGGAUUGAUCCUGGUAGUUUAAACGAAGAUGUUGAAACUAUAGCACAGCCAAUGAGGUCGAUUGCAACUGAAAACUCUUUAGAACAGCCAGAAUGUACAUUGAGUAUUUAUAAUACACCAUCACAACAGUUAUCAGUAGUACCAACAGCAGCAGCAGCAACAACAACAUUAACAGCAAUACAAAAUCCGGUUCAUCCAAUCAAUGAGAUUUAUAUUGAUGAAGACUAUAUUGCUCAUUUGUCAUUAGAUGAUAAAAAUACGAAAGGUAUUCUGGAACCUAAGAUUGAUAAAAAUAAUGAAGAACACAAAUCAAAUCAACGUUUUAGAUUCACUUCAGGAGCUUACAAUCUUUUUACUUCAGUUUUCAAUUUGGCAACAUUAUAUGUCCCAAGACAUAUUUACUGGUUAUAUGGUGCAACAUUUACACCAAGGGGGCAAUUUCAUCGAAUAAUGGCUGGUUGUGGGAUGGAAUUAUACAGUGUAGGAUUGAGUCAUCCAAUAAAUGUAGCAGGUGUAUUCAUUGGUUUCACUUUAGCCUCACCAUAUUUAAGAACAUGGCCAUAUAUUUUAUCUGGAUUAAUGAAUUCAUCAGAAAUUAAUGUAUUCAAUCCUUUGUAUUGGAUCGAUAGACCUAUAUUAGAACAUAUUGGCUGUUUAUUAUAUAUACUACCAUCUUCAAUACGUUGGGGCAGUACAGUUAUUGUUAAUUCGUUUCAACAAUAUCCAUGGUUACUAGCAAAUCCACUGGAACCAUCAUCAUCAUCAUCAUCAUCAGCAGCAGCAGCAUUAUCAUAAAGAAGAUACGAAUGAAUAGAUGAAUUUAAAUAUGCCCUUAGUUCAUAAAAAUACCGUUCUUGUACACAUCAAUAUAUCCUCAAAACACUUUGAAUAUCACACUUAAAUAUACAUUUCAAACAUUCUAUCUAAAUAUAUUACUACGGUAAGACUAUGAUUUAUGGACGAGCCAAUCAGGUAUAAGAUAACAGGCCUCGGAUUUUGGCGCGAAAUUCACUCAUCCAUCUGACCAAAUAGAGUCUUGGCAUUAUAGCUGAUGUCAGUUCAUGAUGAAAAAUCGUAAAUGUAAUUCCUAACCCUAACGAUUAAUCCUUAUUCUUCAAACUGCUUUAUAACCUUCAUUUAUCCCUAGUAAGUAGGUAGACACUCAUAAGGUCACCUUUGCGUCCCUCAAAAAUCGUCCAUAAAUUAUAAUCUCACCAUUACUACUGCAUAAACAAGUUUCUUACCUACUUCUUUUUUUUAGCAAUAAAUUUUCUUUUGUAUUUAUACUUUUCAGUUGUUUUUUUUUCUGAAAAUUCAAUAUUCACAUUCAUUUAUUGUUUUAAUGGUGAUAUCUAAUUGUGGAGCACUUUUCAUUUUAUUUGGUUAAUGAUUUAAUGUUAUUUAUUAGAUUUUUUUGUUUGAUUUUCAUACAGAAAUAUAUGCUCUUUUAAUUAUUUUCUUUAUUCAGAAUUCUUUUCUUUUACAUUUCUACUGUGAUAUGGAGUUGUUCUUUUUAUUUUUUUAAGCGCGAAAAAACGGGAAAACAUAAAUGAUAAAUAAAUCAUAAAUAAUUAACAAUAGUACAACAUCAAAGUUAUUACUGUCAUCUAUAUCACGAAUAAACAAACAAUAACAGCAAUUAAUCUUCUAGUCAGUCAUUGUGAAAUAAGCAUGUGAUGUAAAUGACAGUACGUGUGUUUCAUGAUGUAAUUGUUGACAUUCGUUUUUUGGGUAUUAUCAUACUUCUUGUUGUUGCUGUUGUUAUUAUUAUUGUUAUUUGUUUUAAAACACCGUAGAGUAAUUGAGAAAGAAUGAACACCUUCAACUUUACACACACAGUACCAGAGAAUAAUUGAGAUUGCUAGUAGAAGGCAUUUGUUUUAUUAAUUGCACAAUUAUUGUUAUUACUAUCUUGUAUUAUUUGUUAGAUUCAUUUAAAAAUAUAAUUAAGUACACCUUCUUGUUUAUUUUUUUAUUCGGAUGCAAGAAAAGCAGUAUGUAUUUUCGGCUAAAAAGUUUUGUUCUUGUUUGAUUUUGAGUAUGUUUGUUGAAGUGUAGAAUACGUUUGUGGGUAUGGAUGUGUGAAGUAUUUACAAAAUCUCGUACUAAGUCAGACAGCCAGUCAUCCAUAACUAACGUAGAACCGAAUAGCUAUCCACAUCGGUUCAAGUUGCUACAUUACGUCAGCACAAUCAGAUAGUUAGGUCACCCUUAGCUCUCAAGCCUACUCCCACACGUCAGCCAAUAUAACCAACCAUAAGUCAACAGCUAUCAAUGGUCCUUGAUCAAUCAAACUCGAUCAACACUAGGGAAUAGUAUGAUGUUUAUUACUACUGAAUGAUCAAAUAGUAUUGGUUGGAAUCCCAAAUGCUACAAUUUGACAGUCGGUUCAUGAUUGAGUCUAAUUAAAAACGUAAGGAACAAAAGUAGAUUUAAGAUAAAUUAAAUACGAAUAGCAUCUAGGCGUAGUAAACAUUAAACUUGUAAGAUGAAUGAUUCAUUUAUCCUAAUAAGUUAUCUAAAUUAACUGUCGUCCAUAUUCUUCAACUUUACACUUCUGAUGAAUGUAUCUUAUUGUGAAUAAAAAGGACCAUAUGAACAGUUGAGAUCUACAUAUAAGUGGAUGACGCAGUGGCAUUUGAAGUGAAUGGUGCUGGUUUCGAGUCAAAGAGUAAAUAUCAACUCUGAAAUUCAAGUACAUCCAGCUGACGAGUCUUAAGUAAAAAUAAACGCAUAUCUUGGAUUCCACUGCUAUCCAUUACCCAUCUCUAUAAUGCAAUAUUGAGACAAUCCUCACAGAAUGCCCAUAUGUCAAAAGAGACCGAUUUAAUCCAGUUCUAGAGCCUAAGUGGAAGAUUCAAACAAGCGAUGCAAAUCAAUUAAAUAAAUAUUUACUUACUUAAAUCAACAAAGACUGAGAAGUCGGAUGAAAACUUUUGGGGUAGACAAAUCAGUGAAUUAAUCAAUAAAAUUAUUUAUUACUAGUCUGAGCCAUAUCAAUAGGUGCAAACUUCUUGUUUGAAACCUAUCCAGUAGUCGUAAUAUAUGGCUAUAGACUUUGAAGGGAAUGUUCCAAAAGUGAUCACAACAACUCAUUGGCCUUCAUUCUCUAUCAUUCUCUAAACCUUGAAGUUAGUGUCAAUCCUAAUUUUACGUUCUUCAUUAUCGUUUAUUCUGAUCAAAUUGGAUUUUUAGAUUUUUAUUUCAUUCAAGAUUACAUUAUUCCCCUCCCCCUAUUUCCCAUUUUGUUAGUUAUUUUCUCACUUUGCUGAUGUAGCAACAGGCACCAAUAACACAUUCUUAUGGGGUCACAUAUUGACUGCAACUUAACUGAGUUUUAAUGAUCAAAGUGCUAUUUUAAUAUAAUACAUGCAUUAUAUCUGUCAGCAGAACUCGUAAUGUGUAUUUCAUCCUAUGCGCGAGUGGUCACUGGGGUUUAUCCGCAUGCGUGUUGUCGUUGGCACUGAGACUCGAACCUAAUACCUUUCGCUCCAAAUCCCAACCCCUUAUCCAUUAAGCUACUGAGUCCAGGAGAGAUACCGAGUUUGAGUCCUAAUGCACAUAUCAACACGGGUGAAGAUACAUUCGACUGGCGAAUUCCGGAUAGGAAAAAACCAUCAUUGUUGAUCCCGCUGUUAGCUAUUAUCCAUCUAUUAAAAGAAAUCUUGUGACAGAAUUGCCAUAUUGUGGCAAUCCACGCAGAAGAAAUACGUGCCAGCAAAACUGAUCGAAAUUCAACCAUGAUUGAUAAUAAUAUGGCUAAUUUUAUUUAAAAGCUAUCUAUCGUUCUAUACGUCUAUAUUACAAGACCAGCGUAAUCGUCUAAAAGACUUAGCAGUUGAUUAUGUUAAUCAGUUAAUCAGAUGAUUACUUAAGAAUAUUAGUAGUAUCGGUAUUGGCAAUGGUUCGUGAUUUCCGGUUGUUGAUAUUUAGGGGUAUAACUGAUCAACAUCAGCUUUCAUCAUACUUCUAAACGACAUCAUCAGCACGAACUUAAAGUAGAAGUGAAUUGUUCGAAUUUCUCCACAUAUGACUCAUAGCUUGUCCAGUAGACCUCGAUCUUGAUUGGUUAUUGUUGACCUUUAAUCUGUCACUGUUUACUUCCUUAUUUUGAUUACAUAUCCCAUUGAUUUGAUUCUUAUAUAUUCUUAUUUCUAUAUUUGUUCAUAAUUUUACUGACUGGUUGAUAAAUUGGAUCGAUCUCAACGUACUUGUUGAUUGCUGAUUGACCUGGGUGCAAAGCUUCUAAAAGGUUUCUGGUGCUUUUAGAAUUCUUUCUAUACAAGAUCUCAACAUUUUCCCAGUAGACUGUGUGUCCACAGUGGUCCACCUGCAUUGGUAUAAGCAAGGAUAUGUGAUGGUGUUUGACCGCUAAUUGAUGUUCAUGAAGGCGAAGAUGAAGGGGGUGUCCACUUUGUCCGAUGUAGUGUUUUUCGGAGUUGGGAGAAUUUAAUUUGCAAAUGACGUUCGGUUUUUAUUCUUUUUACAUUUCGUUCUUUUGUUUGCAUAGGACUGAUUGUAGUGAUUUUGUUGGUUUACGUGUCACACCUAUUUCGAAUGGAUUCAACAAUCUCGUUGUAAUUUCUGAUAUACCUUUUAUAUAUGUGGUAGAAUGAUCCGUUUGUUGGUUUCUGUACCUGAUUUUGUUUCUGCAGUCGUUCUUUUCAAAGAUAGUCUUCAGGUAUUUUUCUUCACUUUUCCGCACUGCAAGUGUGUUGCAGUGUUUUGUCGCCCUUACGAAUAAAGUUUGUAUGACGUUGAUUUUGUGAGUCCUUGGAUUGUUGCUAUUGUAAUUGAGAAUUUGAUCUGUACGGGUUGGCUUCCGAUAUACUUGAGUCUCCAGUUUUCCUGUGUCAAUCCUGGUUAUUAAUACAUCCAAGAAUGACAUUUUUUCGUUUGAUUCCUGUUCCAUUGUGAACCUUAUGUCAUCGAAGGCAUUGUUGAUCAGACUGUAGAUGUUUUCCAGCUCGUCCUUUUUGACGAUGGCGAAUGUGUUGUCUACAUAACGAAUCCAAACUUUUGGCUUGAUCACUGGUAAGAUCGAGGUUUCCAGCCUCUGCAUCACUGAUUCUGUAAUAAGUC